UUGAAUACUCUUAAACCUUCUUUAAAAGCUUUUAGUGACCCUAAGCAGUUUGCUUAUAAGUGUGGAAGAAGUACAUUAGAUGCAGCCAUUGUACUACACCACAAUAUUGUUUCCUGCCUUGAUAAGGGUGCUAAGUUCGUUCGAACAGCUUUUUUAGACUAUACUGCAGCUUUUGACUCUGUUCCUAGGACACUUUUAUUAGGAAAGAUGAUUUCAGCACAGACAGAGUCCUGGGCAACUAGAUGGCUGUCUUCUUAUUUUAAGGAUAGGAAACAGCAUACUGUUUUGGCUGGAAAGCGCUCCACUUCUCAGCUAACUGAAAGUGGUGUGCCUCAAGGAGCAGUACUUUCUCCAUUUCUUUUCUCUUUCUUUUUGCAUGACCUUCCGAACUCACCCAACGUUAAUUUCAUUAAGUAUGCUGAUGAUCUGACCGUUUCUGUCCCUGUAGUUUCCACAUUGGAUUGUUCCCAUAUGAAUGGCUUCUUAGCUGAAGUGAAGGAUUGGUCUAGCUCAAAUGGUCUUAAACUAAAUCCAACUAAAUGUAAUACUGUUGAUUUCAGCUUGAGAAAUGAAAAAGACUUGCAUGGAUUGAUCCAAUCUCAUGAUUGUUGUAAUAUUGAUGGUACCAUGAUAGAGAGUAAGUCAAGUGUUUCUUAUCUUGGCAUUAGUUUCUCUUCAAACCUUUGCUGGUCGUCUCAUAUUCUUAUAGUUUCUACGAAAGUUUUCCGUCUGACUUAUUACAUAAAGAAGUUGAGGCACUCAGGUAUAACCCAAUCUCUUCUCAUACAAUUUAUUAAUUCAUGCGUUUUGCCCAUUAUUCUUUAUUGUUCCCCAUUAUUCUUCCCUGGGCUACUCAAGAAAGACCAUAUAUUACUACGAAGAACAUUGAGGGCUGUAAGUAGGGUCAGUGCUAUCCCUUUGACUCAACUAACCGACACUGUUGUCAAUAGGCACAUGAAUUCUUGUAAACACUUAGCUAAAGUUAUUUUGUCUGAUAGUGAACAUCCUCUUUAUUCACAUUUGUUUCCUUGUAUCUCUUCGGGUAAGACCAGAAGAAAUUUCAUAAACAUUUAUGCUCGUACUACAAAAUAUAAAAAUUCGACCGUACCAUAUUUGGCACGAGUAUUGUGUGAAGAGACGAAUAUCAGAAAAGAACUUUUACAACUUCUAAAUCAUUAACUAAACUAAAAAAUGUAAUGAUGUAUAUUAUUGCAUGUGUGAUUUGUUAUAUUAUUUAUUUAUUAUUCACUAUGAC
Molecule: messenger RNA, 1255 nt
Organism: Trichobilharzia szidati
Lineage: Eukaryota; Metazoa; Platyhelminthes; Trematoda; Strigeidida; Schistosomatidae
Source: the annotation of a GenBank genome assembly